Molecule: messenger RNA, 4123 nt
Organism: Pogona vitticeps (central bearded dragon)
Lineage: Eukaryota; Metazoa; Chordata; Lepidosauria; Squamata; Agamidae
Gene: C1QL4
Product: complement C1q like 4
Molecular function (GO): protein binding
Source: RefSeq, a predicted model, not a curated record
GUUCUCAAGUGGCGGAGAGAAAGGAAGGCAAAUAAAUAUAUAUACACAUACACGCACACACGCGCAUAUCCGUACAUACUCACUUGCACACAUGCACACUCUUUCUUUCUAGCCACCUCCACCCUCAAAACAUCUCUUGCUGCUGCUGCUGCUGCUGCCCACCGCGAAGUAUGAGAGAGCCAAAGUGUCUACAGUGAAAGGAAGCCACUCUCUCCUGAAGGGAAGACAAAGGAAGCAGCAGAGCUGAGCAACUUGGGACUGAGUUCGCCUCACAAGAAGUCAACAGGUGCUUCCUUCCUUCCUUCCUGAGCAGCGGGCACCACAGUGGAGCAUCCGGCAAAGGACACGCCAGGUGGAACCUCCCUCCGGGUGGUGGUCGACUCCAGAGAAACAUUCACCAUUACUUCCAAAAGCGAAGACGAUUUCUUAACCCUGGCCGCCUCCAGGCUGAACCGCAAAAAAAGGGUCAUCGGGGCUGCCAUCGGGGUGGCCAUGGUGCUGGUCCUCCUGGUGGCCAUCCCUUUGCUGGUGCACAGCUCCAAAACGACCUCCCACUAUGAGAUGUUGGGCAGCUGCCGAAUGGUCUGUGACCCCUAUACGCCCCAGACCCAUGGAGCAGCUUCUGCAGAAGCAAGUCAGGAGCUGGCUGUCAUCUCCCCACCUCCUUAUGUGUCCGGAGGGAAGGGAGACCCUGGGAGGAAAGGGAAGUCUGGAAUCCGUGGACCGCCAGGCCCUCCGGGACCCCCAGGCCCAAGAGGGCCAGCUGGAGAGCCAGGAAGGCCAGGACCCCCGGGGCCGCCCGGCCCGGGGCCUGGGGGUUACAUCCCGUCCUUCUAUAGCCCUAAGAUUGCUUUUUACGCAGGGCUGAGGAAACCCCAUGAAGGGUAUGAGAUCCUCCGCUUUGAUGAUGUGGUGACCAAUGUGGGAAACUACUAUGAACCAUCGAGUGGCAAGUUCACCUGCCCUUUACCUGGCAUCUACUUCUUCACUUACCAUGUGCUCAUGCGCGGGGGUGAUGGUACCAGCAUGUGGGCUGACCUGAUGAAGAACGGGCAGGUCCGGGCCAGUGCUAUUGCACAGGAUGCUGACCAAAACUACGAUUAUGCGAGCAACAGUGUGAUCCUGCACCUGGACGUGGGAGACGAAGUCUUCAUCAAGCUGGAUGGAGGGAAGGUGCACGGUGGGAACACCAACAAGUACAGCACCUUCUCUGGGUUCAUCAUCUAUCCGGACUGAGCCCGCUUCCUGGCUUCUGUUUCCCCCCCAACCCCCUCUACUUUGCCUACCUACCCGAAACCUUUCCCCCUUUGGGCCAGCUUUUACUCUCCUUGGCUUUACCACCUCCCUGGAUCUCUGGCGGGGGAGGGGGGGAAAUCUCUCCUGCAAGUUCUGACCCACAAAGGAUUGGAACAGAAAAACUCUGGGGAGGUGGCAACAAUUCCAAGGCCCCCUGCCCACCCUUGCCUCACUACAAUGCUUGGGGGGGUAGAUGUAUGGGUUUAUGAUGCAUGGGGGAAAUCAGGGAGGGGGUGGAUACAGGGUGAUAUAAUAUCAAUCAUGGGUGGGGAGCCCUGGUCAGUAAAAGCAGUAACAUCAAAAUGAGGCAAAAUCCAGGUGGCGUGAAGGUUAGGGGGGGUAUGCUUCCUGUAUGACCCCCUUCCCUGGACAAUUCUAAGGGGCAAAGACUUGUAGAGAGGCCGUUUCAUUAGUACUUCCCUCAACCUCUGAGCAAUCAGCAGUCACAAGAAUGGCUUUAUUUAUUAUAUCUGAUAGAUCACCUUUCCUCCAGCAAGCUCAAGAGAGGUAAAGGGAUGUAUCUUGUCUCCAUUUGCUCUUCAAAGCAAUCUUGCAAGGUAGUUUGAGGUAAAAGGCAAGCCACACAGUGAGCUUCAUAACCUAGUGUGGGGCUUUAAAUCUGGGUCUCUUGGUCCUAGCUCUGCCCCGUAAUUGCACUGUGCUAGCUCCAGGUGCCUCGCACAUACAGUACCUUUUCCACAGGCCAGCUGGUGAGCGGUGAGGCCAUGUAUCUACAGAUUACAAACGUAUGCAGUAGAAAAAGCCCAUAGCUUUUUAUCCAACGGAAAACAAUAACAAGGCUUUCUUAGGGGGAGAUAAGAGCUGAGGAGGCACUCCUUGUGGAUGUUAGAUCUCCAUUCCUACCUUCCACAGGAGUUUUGUGUUUCUGCCGGCAAGAUUGUAAUGACAGGAAGGGGCAGUUUCCAGACUCAGAUGGUGUUCUGUCUCAGCAGCUGGGCAGAAUUACAUAAUAAAAACUCUGUGCGUGCUUUGCAUGCUUGUGGCAGGAGUUUCCUCAGAUUUUGCCUGCACCUUUUAAACAGGGGGAGGAAACUCAAUCCUUUCUCUCUGGUUCCUGGGCUCCCUCCAUCAAAUGGUUGUACAAAAGGCAGAUUUCAAACCUGGUUUCCCCCUGUGUUUGCACAGGCGUCCACGGGUUGGCAAGGCAGCUUGCCCGCGGGGACUCUACUUAGUUCAUCUGCAUGAAGAUAUAGACCGAGCAUCUGUAUAAACCUUUACCUGAGCUAAAUCGGGGAUGUAGCACCUUUAUGUAAAUAUCUCAUUACAGCCAUCCUGUUUGGUGACACUGAAAAAAUGGAUUGGUCUCUGACAUAGACCUUUGUACCACGAGUGGUGAGCGGUGGUGACCCGCCCUGCAACAGAGAAGGUGACUUAAUAAACUGCCUGGCAGGGCGCUCCAGAGAGACCUCCUGUGCUGUUACCAUUCCUGCUUUUAAAAUGUUAAUAGCUGAUGAAACCUGAAAAAGUGCAGAAAACCACCAGAGCCCCCCUAAAAGUUGGGAAAGUUACUUUUUUCAAUUAUAGUUCUCAGAACACCCAACUGGCCAGGGUGGAAGAGGGAUUCUGGGCACUAUAGUCCUGAAAAGUAACUUUCCCAAGUUCUGACGCCCUCCAAUUUUUAUAAACAGCCGCACCAUUGCAAUAUACAACUCCCUGUUCACUUUGACUGUCAUAGUGUAUUAUAGACCAUAUCAACCAUACCUUCCCCAAACCACAAAAACAUGUCAUAAUCGGAUUUUGGGUAUGCCCCACUUCCCACGAAUGCCCACCAAUACAUACCACUGCCUUAGCAUCAACAAUCAUAUUACAAUGUCAGAAUGGCCACUGCCAUUCAUCCCCCCCAAACAAAUAACACCUCAAGAAUGCCACUGCAACACCACAAACUCAUUUUGCAUACACAAUAUAAUUUCAGAUGCCAUCUCAAACAGCCAUACCAUGAGGCAGAAUAGAGCAACCUCUAGUUGGGGGGGGGGGAGACAGAUGAAAGCAAACAUUGGCAUCUGAAUUAAUUAAGUGCUGGAUCUUAUUAGCUGGAAGGACAUAAUUCAGACAGCAAAACAUUCUUGGUAGUGAUGCAACCCAGGCAUUGUUGAAAAGUAUUUAAAACUAUACUUCUGUCAAUGAAAAUUAAUGCAACCAAUUCUCUUUAAUGCGUGGCCAAGGCAGGAGGACAUGAGGCGCCCCUCACAGCUUACACUCCACUCUCACACAUAAAGCUCUGCCUCCCCUUGCAUCAGGGUCUAGCACUCAACGUACAGAAGGAGAAGGCGAAAAGGCAACACCAUAUUCCCAGUGUAGGUCUGCCUAGCUACAGCUUCUGCUGAAUGGCAAAAGAAAUGAAAAAGCCUGCUUCAGUCCUGCUUCUCUGUACUUCCAUAAUUCUGCAAAUGUCUUUUCCAAAGGUGCAACUGUUCACAGAUACCACUAUGUUCCUACAUUGAAAUAUGAACGUGGAAUGCCUGCAUUUUCAUUAGCUAUCCAUACAUACAGUAUACUUACAGAUGUGUGUGUGUGUAUUACGGUGACGCCGCUACUACUGCUGAGCUGCAAUUUAUGUGGGGUGAGCUGAUACUCUAGAACAUGACUAUGUAUGUGAGUGCCCACAGGGACACGACUAUAAACACAGAGCUAGGAGUACUGAAUUUUUGGGCUGCAUGUCCUGGAACUCUUCAGACAGCAUGGCCAGUCAGGAGAUUUUGGGAGAUCUGGCAUAAAAAUGCACCUUAUCUAAGUGUAGGCAUCCUUCAGUCUCGAGAGACUAUGGUAACGUGCUCUGAAUAGAUGUCUUGGAACAGCGUCUAGUGUG